AUGGUCAAGAACGCCCCCAAUUCCCUCCGCAACAGCGUGAGCAGCAUCUCUCUCCGAACCUCAGUGCAAGACCAAGCUACACGACAACGAACUGCAGAGCUCCAAGAGGAGAAUGACACGCUGAAAAGGCAACUCCAUGUUCUGUCGCAGCGACUCCAUGCCCCCCCCGCAGGCCUACCCGUUGCCGAACAUUCAGAAAACAAUCGCCCUUUGAGAGAUUUCGACCCUGAGCUUAAUCCUCACAGCGACUGCGCCCAGACGAUACUAGCCGGGCCAGAUCAGCAGGCUACUCUGCCACUCCUGUAUCGGCAGCUCAGAAGCCAGCCCGUACAAGAGGAACCUAUGGGGUGGGAGGGGCAAUCUGCCGAAGUGAAGAGUCUGUUCGAGAAGUACAACGAUUGCAUGAAGGAGCAGCUCCAGCAGCCGCGCGGGAGCUUAAUCACCAAAGGACUUGUACGAGAAGAGAACGCACUGAAGAGCCCGGAGGCGUACACGCAGCCCUUCUGUGACUUCCUGACCGAGAAUCCAACGGUGUGGCAUACGGUUUCGCACUUUGAGAAGAGGCUAGAUGCAGCAGGAUUCACGAAGUUAUCCGAGCGGAACACCUGGGGCAAUGAAUUACAACGUGGAGGGAAAUACUAUGUGUCGAGAAACGGAAGCAGUCUGAUUGCUUUCACUGUUGGCAAGGGAUAUAAGAGUGGCAAUGGAGUUGCAAUGAUAGCUGGCCAUAUCGACGCCUUGACGGCACGCCUAAAGCCGAUAAGCAACAAGAAGACCUCCGCUGGCUACGUACAACUCGGGGUUGCUCCGUAUGCUGGGGCUUUGAACAACACAUGGUGGGACCGGGAUCUUGGCAUUGGAGGCCGAGUAUUGGUUAAGGACUCUAGGACGGGCAAGAUCACCACCAAGCUGGUGAAACUCGGAUGGCCAAUUGCUCGAAUCCCAACUCUCGCGCCUCAUUUCGGCGUCGGCAUGCAGGGACAAAAUAACAAAGAAACACAGGCAGUUCCAAUCAUCGGCCUGGAUAAUUCCGACGGUUAUACCGACUCUUUGGGAGACGAAUUCAAAAACUUGACGCUAGGUGCUGAAGGUACAUUUGCAGUGACCCAACCACCAAGACUCGUCCGAGCUAUCGCAGGGGAGCUCAAUAUCCAGGACUACAGCUCCAUUGUCAACUGGGAACUCGAGCUCUACGAUACUCAACCUGCACAAACUGGUGGCUUAGACAAGGAGUUCAUAUUCGGCGGCCGGAUUGAUGAUAAGCUCUGCUCGUGGGCUGCGAUGGAAGGACUUCUCGCCUCUGCCUCUGCCUCUGCCUCUGCCUCUAGCUCCGAAGAAGAUGGUAUUAUCAAGUUAACUGCCCUUUUCGACGACGAAGAGAUUGGUAGCUUGCUCCGACAAGGUGCACGUGGCAAUUUCUUGCCUAGCACCGUAGAGAGAAUCGCCGAAUCUUUCUCGACUAAUGGGACGAGUUCUAAUCUCCUGAGCCAAACCUAUGCCAACUCAUUCCUCCUCUCUGCGGAUGUUACCCAUGCCGUGAACCCCAACUUCCUUGGUUCUUAUCUGGAUGGCCAUGCUCCUCGGUUGAAUGUUGGUAUUACGGUAUGUGCCGAUUCCAACGGACAUAUGACAACCGACUCUGUCUCGACUGCGCUCCUUACCCGAGUUGCGGAGAAAAGUGACAGCAAAUUGCAGAUGUUCAUGAUCCGGAACGACUCCAGAAGUGGAGGAACCGUUGGGCCGAUGCUGAGCUCAGCCAUGGGAGUUCGGGCUAUUGAUGCUGGUAUCCCGCAAUUGAGCAUGCAUUCUAUCCGCGCGACGACCGGUAGUCUUGAUCCUGGACUUGGUGUGAAGAUUUUCAAAGGCUUCCUUGAUACAUUUGAGAGUGUUGAUAAGGAAUUUGAGUGA
This is a messenger RNA of Venustampulla echinocandica, 1908 nucleotides long. RefSeq lists its product as uncharacterized. NCBI's taxonomy places the organism in Eukaryota, Fungi, Ascomycota, Leotiomycetes, Helotiales, Pleuroascaceae. Gene Ontology annotation, molecular function: metalloaminopeptidase activity; zinc ion binding. The transcript is spliced from 3 exons. Gene Ontology annotation, cellular component: fungal-type vacuole. Gene Ontology annotation, biological process: proteolysis. The coding region runs from base 1 to 1908 and encodes 635 amino acids. The record is from RefSeq and is a predicted model, not a curated record.